This is a messenger RNA of Echinostoma caproni, 510 nucleotides long. The record is from the annotation of a GenBank genome assembly. Lineage: Eukaryota; Metazoa; Platyhelminthes; Trematoda; Plagiorchiida; Echinostomatidae.
AUGACACUGUACUCAAUAUCGGGCUUUGCGAACAGGCUCUGCUCCGCAUUGCGGCAAACACAGUCCCGGGAGGAGGUGUACACCCCACCGGUUAAAACACCUCAUCGACUACCCGAAGUCGAUCUGGUGGAAGAUAUGAUCCACUUUACUUCCGGAUGCCAAGCCAUUCCGAGUGAACAGCUUUGGCAGAUGCAGAAAAAUCGUUUUCUCACAGUGUAUCGUCGUGAUUUUGAGACAGCGGCCAAACGAUUGGUCCAGUCCGAUCCACCACAUGAAAUGCGAGCACGUUCGACACGGAACGGAGUCAAACGUUAUCCGAAUCCGGAAGUGCCGAAGCAUACCCGGAGAGGCGAACCGGACACAAAAACAGCGAAGACGGACUUCGAGGAUAAGCGAGAUGAAACUGGAGGGGUUUACAUCAAAGUGCCGUUAACACGUUUUGGAUCCAGUGCGGCUUACAGAAAGAUUGCGGUGGGUGUGUGUAAGUUUCCACUCACUCCUAUGCGAUGA